This is a messenger RNA of Orbicella faveolata, 2579 nucleotides long. Its product is annotated as fibroblast growth factor receptor 1-A-like. The record is from RefSeq and is a predicted model, not a curated record. Gene Ontology annotation, cellular component: plasma membrane; signaling receptor complex. Gene Ontology annotation, molecular function: ATP binding; transmembrane receptor protein tyrosine kinase activity. NCBI's taxonomy places the organism in Eukaryota, Metazoa, Cnidaria, Anthozoa, Scleractinia, Merulinidae. Gene Ontology annotation, biological process: cell surface receptor protein tyrosine kinase signaling pathway; positive regulation of kinase activity; protein phosphorylation.
UGGAGUUUAGAAAUCUCAUCAUAAAUCAACGUAAAUUUUUCCGGUUUUAUCUCUCCGUUUUCUCCUAUAUUUGAUUGAGAAGAUAUAUCAAACAAUCAAGACCUUGUUUUAUCACGUUUCCAAAUACCUCGAAGUUCCUCAAAAAUACUCCGCUGUGCUUCGUAUUUUCAACUCUCUUAUCGGUGUUUUAAAAUGUGGCAGAAACUAUUUCUCGUAAUUGAUAUGUUACAUAGCCAAUAAAUGUAGUGAUUCAAUAGAUUUACCAGUGACAAGAAUUCACGACGACUUUCAAACCUCAAGAUUAGAACUUCAAGUAUGCUUUUAGAGUCAGUAAAGUAUGAACCGCGUUUGCGUGCUUUUCGCAGUCACGGUGUUCAUUUAACACAGAGGACACCGACAAUGAAUCAUUUUCAGUUUGCCACUAAGUUUGUCACGUUUGGCUACGCUUACAGACGGUUGCCAUGAAAGAAUUACAAGUACUCCUAUGGAGUGGAACUAAGGUAAAAUUGAACUGGUUUCAACUGGUCAGAAGCAAGUAAUUUAGUGUAAUAGCCAAACCUAAUUAACUUCUAAAUCACAUUUUUUAUCAUUCUUCAAUAACUGCUAUACCCACAUCUUAACAGGUGGUCUUAUGGGAUUGUCCUAUACGAAAUAUUCACCAUUGGUACGUUAUUCUUCAUUAUUUCUAGGCAGUGUAAUGAUUUUGAUUUUACAGUCUUAGCACACGUCAGCUAAUUUAAGUUAUUUGAUAAAAUCAGUUAUGUUUUUUUUAGCGAAUAAGCAAUCUGGGGCAAGUUGGGCCCAUUAUUUAGAUCAAGACUAGCAUAACAGGUUUUAAACUCCCUGAAGCUCAAACAGGAAAAUAUUACAGCUAAUUAUUCGAGACAAAAAGUCGUCCACUCUUUUGAUCAAAUAGUGAACUUCUAAACUCAAUAUUACAACAAGAAGCAAAAUCAUAUCCAUGUUUUAGACCAAAAUACUCCUUGGUGUGUCGCGUAUAUAUGCCCACAUAACGUAGUGUGUAUGUAAUCAGGCCCCUAACAAGUCUCCGUACUAAUCCACAACAGGAGGCAUUCCGUAUCCCGAUUGGUCAGAAGCCAAGACAAUAGUGGAAAUUAAACAAGGUUACAAGAUGCCAAAGCCCCAACACGUCGACAAAUCUUUGUAUGACAUUAUGGUGAGGUGCUGGAACGUCAACCCUGACUUCCGUCCUCCCUUUGAAAAUCUGCGAAAGAGAAUGGAGUCUUAUAUUCGUGACACGACAUACCUGGAACUGAUCAACAUGGACGAGUACGAUUCAAGUAAAUAUGCAAAAGUGGAAGACGAGGGAGGAGAAAACAUUAGGGAACAUUCGCAAGAAGCUAAGUCAAGUGGAAAGAAACGUGGAGCAAGAAGAUGUGCAAGCGUGCGCCAGUAGAGAUUGUGCAUUGAUUCGAAUCACGAGAGUAUCAUGUUAAUGGCAAAAAAAAAAAACCAUAAAUAACAGAAAAUUGUCAGUUAAAUAGCUGGCCAUGUAGAUUUGAUCAAAAGAGAUUUACUCAUAAUUUGCAUGUUUAGCUGAAAUAACAUUUUAAAUCUGAUCCGGAAGAUGAUAGCAGAAAUGGACUAGGGUAGUUUCUAGGGCCAUGGUUCCCCAUUUUGACAAAGGUAGCCAUUGUUAUACGUUUGUCCAACUAAUGAGACGGCUGUGUUAAUGAAGUGGCUGUGAUAAUAGUAUUCAGUACUAUUAAUGAAGUCGCCGCACUAAUAAGAGACUUAUAAUAAUAAGGUGCCCGUGCUUCUGACGUGAUCAUGCUUAUUUUAUACUAAUGAGGUGCCGUUCAAAUGAGUUGCUGUGCUGCCAAGGUUGUCGCGUUAACGAGGUAGCUGAGCUGAUGAUAUUUUCCGCCAAUGAGGUGGCGCACUAAGGAAGUGAUGUGCUAAUGAGGCGGCUGUGAAAAAGACGCAUUAACGAGCUGGAUGUUGAUAAUGCGGCUGCUGUGCUAAUGAGAUAGUUGUGCUCAUAAAUUAAAGCGGCUGUGUAAAAAAUAAAACUGAAUGUGACUAUCUGAAGAAACAAUUUGAAGAGACAAUAACUCAGAGAAAAGGGCAAGGAACAAGUAGCUUUACUAGUUGAACUUUCUUGUUGGCUGUAUGCCGUCAUGGAGUAUCUCUGCUCGUUAGGCCACUUUCCUUCUAAAAGGCACUUUACAGAGAGGUACUACCCCUGCAUGUUAUGAGGUGGUUGUGUCAGUGACGUGGCGCUACUAAUUAAGUGAACGUAAGAACGAGCUGGAUGUUGCUUAUUAGCCUGCUGUGCUAAAAAGGUGGUUGUGUCUAUGAAACAGCUGUGUAGAUGUUGUUGAUUAACUAUCUAGUGAGGUGCCUGUCUUAAUUAGGAACAAGAACAAUUUGGCUCCAAUCAGGAAAAUACAAAUGACAUGUUUAAGUCAUUAUCAGUAUGUAACUAGCCCAGAAACCACAGGUAAAAAUUCCAUAGUUUAGUUCACACUGUAUAAUCAUCAUUUUAUUACAUUACCUAGUAAUUACGAGUUCGUUUGUUCUUUGCUGGUAUUUAAAAAUUGUUAACAGAGAGUUGA